Pleuronectes platessa (European plaice) is the source of this 927-nucleotide messenger RNA. RefSeq lists its product as uncharacterized. Lineage: Eukaryota; Metazoa; Chordata; Actinopteri; Pleuronectiformes; Pleuronectidae. The record is from RefSeq and is a predicted model, not a curated record. Bases 175 to 927 code for a protein of 250 amino acids. The transcript is spliced from 4 exons.
UUGUAAAAAACACAUGUUACUUCUUUGUUUUAGGUUUAAUCUAACACCUUCUGGCUCAGCAUGCAUGUAAGUGGAAAGAGGAAGGACUGUGUUUAACAGUUUAAAUUUAUCUUUAUCUUACAGAAUCUGUCUUUAUUCUCGGACUCUUCUGUGUUGGAGGUGGACGUGUCUGUGAUGUCACUGAGUUUCAUCUCCUGCACAUUAUUUAUCUGUGGAGGUUUUUCUUGUUUGAAGUCACAGACGAGAGCAGCAGCUACUAUGAGUGUAACUGCAGCAGCCAGUGGAUUGGUUGUCCUUCUUCUCACUGUGACAGUGGUACAGUGUGAGAAUGGCUGGGAUGUGAGUUACACUUCUACUGAGAUCUGUGCCAUCAGAGGAUCAACAGUGGAAAUUACCUGUACCUACACAUACCCAUCCACAUUUAAUAACCAUGAUACAGUUCAGGAACCUUUCUGGUUCAUUAAAGAGAGUAAUGGGAUUCACGUUGAUCUAAGGACUGAUCCGGAGUAUUCAGGUCGUGUGGAGAAUCUCUGUGGAAACAACAAGUGCACUCUGAGAAUCUCUAACCUGAGAGAGAGCGACUCAGCUGUGUACAAGUUCAGGUUCACAACAAACCAACCUACUGGGAGUUUAACUGGUUCAGCUGGAGUCACUCUGUCUGUCACAGGUUUGCAUGUGCAGGUGAGCACAUCAGGGAAGUUUGGAUCUUAUAGAGAGUUAGAGCUCAGGUGUCAGAGCAGUUGUCGUCUUCCUGAUCAUCUGAACUACGUCUGGUACGAGAAUCAACAGAAGACGAAGAUUGAAGGAGAAUCUUAUUCAGGUGAUUUUCAUCCUGCAGACAGAGUUUCCUGUGCUGUUAAAGGACUCGAGGAUUUCCGCUCUCCAUCAAUCAGUGAGUUUAAUCUACAAUGUAAGGAGUCAGUUUGA